AUGUUCACAUGGCAGAUCCAUAGUUAUGAGCCCAACUGUUGGGAUCCCUGCGCCAUGUCGAUGAACCCUGGCCCAGUCACUGACUCAGCUGGAGGACGCACGCCUGAAGUGAAGGGUCCAAAGCCUGCCAGCAGCUCACAGGUGAGACUGAAGACGCCAAAAGAUGAAAGACCAAAGCCUACGUUGGGCCGAGGAGAAGCAGGCGAAGGGAAGCAGCGGGGACAGGGGGAGAGAGAAGGGGAAGGAGCACUGGCCAUCGAAGAAGCUGGUGUCGAGACCCACACAAUUUCUACUCCACCUGAUGCCGCCACAUGCCAACCCCUGUUCACUCCAGCGCAGUUGCAAGACUUGCGCAACGUGUAUGACCAAGCACCAUGGUUGUACAGCCGGUUUCAAACACCUCAAACCUCCAUGCCACCCAGACCUACCUUCCUCCGCGAUGAAGAGGGAAGGCAUGAAAGUGUCCGGGGAAGUGAAAAGGAGUUGAGAAGGUUUGAAGAAUGGAAAAGACUGAAGGAGUUGAAAGAAUAUGAGAAUGAAGAGCGAGAGGAAAUGUCUCGCCAAAUUCAAGAGUUGCUCCAGGAGAAUCGUCGCUUGAAAGAUCAAGCUACUGGCAUCUACCCCGUGUUGAAGGCCCGUGAUCAUGCCGAAGCCUCGAUUCGCCGCCGUAUGGCGGAUAUCCUGGAUGAGAAUCGAACCUUGAAGCAGGAUCUGCAAAGGAUCACUACUGCUUUACAUGAAAGAAAAGAAGAAGAACAAGUGUUUGCCACUCCAAAUGGCAGUGCUGAGUUGAGUUCCUCAGUUCCACCCUCUUGGAAUCAGCCUUGUGAACAACGACCUGAAGCGAGGCCCGAAGAUCUUCAUGAAGAAGAAGAAGAAGAAGCGACCUGCGGCUUCGACAGGCCUGCGGCAAGGUCUGGGAAGGGAAAGGGAACACGGAAAAAGAAAGAAGAGCCGGUCCCUGAAGACCCGCAACAACAGACAAUGGCCAUCAUCUUGAAGCUCAUGGAGGGCAUGCAGUCGCUUCAAAAACAGAUGAUAAAGGGCCACCGUGAAGAAGAUUCAAAAGAGGCUGAAGUCGUUCGAACGUCAGUCGAAGUUCCAAAAUUGGCCGAAUGGAAUCAGGAGUCAGCACCAAUAGACUAUGCUGAUUGGCUCCUCCUGCUGCAGCCCAUCAUGGCCGACCUCAGUGAGAGCAGUGAAGCUUGGUGGGAAGAGACCUUGAGAACUGCAAAAGAAUGGUACUCUCAACACAUGGCCAAGACACCCUUGGAUCGGUUGAGCCAUGCCCCAAAGCCUUCAUCUACGAUGGCACAGAAGCGUUGGUCGAGAUUGGAAAAGAGGGCUUCCGCACUUCUCCUUUCAGCCAUCCCAGAGACGCUGAGAGAAGAGGUGGUCGCUGCGAAGAACAUCACGACCCUGGGCAUCCUGGCGAAAGGCAUGGUCCAAUAUCAACCGGGAGGAUUGGCCGAACGACAGGCCAUUCUAUCGGCUCUUGAGGCACCACAAGAAGCCUCGACGGUUGGAGCAGCCAUUGGCACCUUGCGGAGGUGGUUGCGGUGGAAAAGAAGGGCAGAAGAAAUGGGGGUCUCGGUGCCAGAUCCAACAAUACUGGCACGUGGGCUCACUCGUUUGGUUCGCAAGUUGCUUGGAGCUCAUCCAGAGUUGCAAUUCAAGCUACAAUUGGCCCGCAGUGCACUCUCGGUCGAUUCCAUUCCGACCUAUGACGGCAUUGCAAAGUAUGCGGAGCACUUGAUGGCAGAGCUUGAACAGGUGAAUCACCAAGCACGAAAGAAAGAACCUCAGCCUCCCGAACCUCCGAAGCUGAAGCGCUUUGAGGAGCAGAGGGAUCAGAAAGAAGGUAAAGAAAGAAAGGAAGAAAGUGAGAAAGAAAAGGAGCGAGAGAAGCCGAAGUGCAAGUUUUACCUCUCCGACCAAGGUUGCAAAAGAGGCAAGAGCUGCGGCUUCUCGCAUGACCAACGUGAUGAAAGAAGAAGAUGCUGGAACUGUGGAGGGACAGACCAUAUGUCACCAGCAUGCACAAGACCCAAAGAGAUUAAGGAAAGCGCCCCAAAAGCAAAGACUGCAAGAAAAGAAAAGGAGAAAGGAGAGGGGGAGCGGAGUGAAGAUGCGGGGAAGGGAACACCUUCUCUCAAUGACCUUCUGAAGGAAGCCAAUGACAUGUUGAAAAGCAUGCACUCGCAGCAAUCUCCGUCCUCAUCGACGACAUCGUCUCCUACAUCGACGGCACCCCCGGAUCAAGAGCGGAAAGAAGUGAUGGAGCGACUUCAACAGCAGCUCAACAUGAUGAAACAAAAGACUUUCAGGCUGAGACGACUCCAAAAAGGUCAGAGGGAUGGUCUUCUGCAACUCACCCGCUCAGGCCUUUGA
Molecule: messenger RNA, 2391 nt
Organism: Durusdinium trenchii
Lineage: Eukaryota; Dinophyceae; Suessiales; Symbiodiniaceae
Source: the annotation of a GenBank genome assembly